UUGAUAUCAAAGUCCAUAUUAUACACAAUUUUUAACAUUGAAGCGGACAUAUUUUAACCUGUGAAACAAUUUAAGGAUUUUGUAAGGUAAACCAUGGCAGUCCAAGGAAAAAAAGGAUCAAAUCAGUUUUUAUCAUCGACAACAUCCUUGGCAUCAGAUGAAGAUCUUCAAGUGUACUGCCAGCCUUGUGAUGAGGAAGGAACCCGACUCCCUGCCCAUGGUUUCUGCACUGAUUGCAAGGAACACCUUUGCAAGACAUGCCUUACAGUCCAUAAAAAACUUAAAUCUACAAAACAUCAUACAGUUCUAGAUGCUACAAUUAUGCCUAAAGUUUUGCAGCAACCCUCAACAUCCAUCUACACAAGUCAGUCUGAUGAUCUUACAACACCAUGUUGUAAACAUCCACAAGAAAUCAUUAAAUUCUACUGCAAUGAUCAUAAAAAUUUACUUUGCAGUGUUUGUGUUACCCUUGAACACCCAGCUACUAUCUGCAAAGUUGAUUAUAUACCUGAUACUUCUGGUAAUAUAAUAGACAGCAAAGAAUAUCAAGUUGUCUUGAAAGCACUUAAUACAACUUUUGACCAAUAUCAACAGAUGGAAGAGGAUGUCAAGGAAAUGACAGCGAAAUCAAACAGAUCACUAAAAGGUGCACUAGAAGAUAUUAAAAAGUUUCGGAAAGAAAUAAACCAGAGACUUGAUGAACUGGAGAGACAAGUUGUGCAUGUAGUCAAGGUCACAGAACAAGAAAAUAACUCAAAUAUCACAGCAGUAGAAACAGCGAAUGAAGAAGUUACCAAUACUUUGAAGAUAUCUUCAGAAAAAAUUAAACAGCUUAAUACAUCAAAACAAGCUAAUACACUGUUUAUGGAGCUUAAGCGUGCAGAAAAAAUGAUGGAAGAUGUUAAGAAAACUGCACCUCAGCUUUCAUCAUAUGAUGUCAAAGAGCACCACUUUAAAGAAAAUGAAACAUUAUUAACUAAGCUUAAAACUGAGAAGUCACUUGGUAUAUUGACUCACAAACCCUUACAUAAAGAAUGUCAACCUGUACAAAUAAAGUCUAGACAAUCUUCAUAUGAGGGAAAAAUCUGUGUGCAGACAUCAAAAGAUAAAAAUACAUGCUGGAUAACAGGAAUGACUCUGCUGACUCCUGAUCUUCUUAUUAUCACUGACUACUUUGACAAUGCUGUAAAGAUGGUGGAUACUAGAAUUAAAUCUGUGUCUGAUCAAAUACAAUUAGAUGAUAGACCAUGGGAUAUCACGAGAGUAACCAGUACUGAACUUGCAGUCACACUUCCUAACAAACAGAAAAUACAGUUUACAUCAAUUUCAUCAAACAAACUCAAAAAGAGGCACACUGUGAAGGUUGAUGGGGAAUGUUCUGGUAUAAGCUGUUUUCAAGGUAAACUUGUUGUGUCAUUCGAAAAUCCUGCAAAAGUUCAGAUCCUUGAUAUGAAUGGCACUAUACUGACAGCAAUUGAUGGAAAAAAUAUUUUUAAAUGUCCAGAUUAUGUCACAUGUAACAGAAGUUAUAUCUAUGUAUCUGACUGUGACAUGAAGACAGUAACAAGAUUAAACUGGCAAGGUGAUGUGAUUGGUAGUUAUAGUCGUAUGAGUAGGCCUAAAGGAAUAUCACUGUCUGAUGAUGGUACUGUCUUUGGGUGUGACUGGUACGGAGAAAAGUUAAGAAGAGAUACAGGAGCACUUCUACCGGAAAAUCGUUUAGGAGAAUCUAAAAGAAACUCUAAAUUGUGUUGUUGGAUAAAACAAAGAAUCAACUAG
Ruditapes philippinarum (Manila clam) is the source of this 1779-nucleotide messenger RNA. RefSeq lists its product as uncharacterized. Bases 94 to 1779 code for a protein of 561 amino acids. Lineage: Eukaryota; Metazoa; Mollusca; Bivalvia; Venerida; Veneridae. Gene Ontology annotation, molecular function: zinc ion binding. The transcript has 2 exons. The record is from RefSeq and is a predicted model, not a curated record.